Messenger RNA from Manis pentadactyla (Chinese pangolin), 696 nucleotides. RefSeq names its product olfactory receptor 8S1-like. Bases 1 to 696 code for a protein of 231 amino acids. The transcript is spliced from 3 exons. The record is from RefSeq and is a predicted model, not a curated record. Gene Ontology annotation, biological process: G protein-coupled receptor signaling pathway. Gene Ontology annotation, cellular component: membrane. Gene Ontology annotation, molecular function: olfactory receptor activity; G protein-coupled receptor activity. NCBI's taxonomy places the organism in Eukaryota, Metazoa, Chordata, Mammalia, Pholidota, Manidae.
AUGCCCUGUUGGACAGAAUCUGCAGGUGAUCAGGAUUUGGAUUGUGGGAAAGGCUUUGAAGCUGGGGUCAUGGAUGAAGAACUGGAUGUAGAUAAAGAAGGGCUCAUGAGUCACCCUUGCUGGGCUGUGCUCUUUGGACUCUUCCUGCAGCUAUACCUCCUGAUGAUGACGGGGAACCUGACGCUGCUGCUGGUCAUCAAGGCUGAUUCCCACUUCCACACACCCAUGUGCUUCUUCCUGAGACACCUCUCCUUCCUGGAUCUUGGUUUAUGUUCAGUCAUCGUGCCCAAGAUGGAGAAUCUCCUGUCUGAGGUAAAAACCAUCUCAGUAAGGGGCUGCCCGGCUCAAGGCUUCUUUGCGUUUAUCACCGCAGGGACUGAAGCCUGCCUGCUCUCAGUGAUGGCCUGCGACCGCUGUGCCGCCAUCUGCCACCCUCUGCUCUACGGCCAGGUGAUGAGGAAACAGCUGUGUGUGCAGCUUGCGUGGGGCUCAUGGGCCUUUGGUUUUUUGAACGUUCUUAUGAACAUCCUCCUAGCUGCCAACUUGGACUUCUGUGAGAACCAUGCCAUCCGCCACUACAGCUCCUUCUCCUAUGUCCGCAUUGCCUCCACCAUCCUGAGCAUCAGCUCCACCUCAGGCAGAAGCAAGACCUUCUUCAGCUGCUCCUCCCACCUCACGACACUGAGCUUUCUUUAA